Molecule: messenger RNA, 3170 nt
Organism: Rosa chinensis
Lineage: Eukaryota; Viridiplantae; Streptophyta; Magnoliopsida; Rosales; Rosaceae
Product: tRNase Z TRZ3, mitochondrial
Exons: 12
Coding region: 47-2956 (969 amino acids)
Biological process (GO): mitochondrial tRNA 3'-end processing
Cellular component (GO): mitochondrion
Molecular function (GO): 3'-tRNA processing endoribonuclease activity
Source: RefSeq, a predicted model, not a curated record
ACCCUGCUAAAACCCCCCAAAACGUAUACACAAAGCAAGUCGCAAAAUGCAAGUCUCAAACCUUCGUCUCCUCUUGUUUAGCCCUUUCGUCCCGCCUCUCUCACUCUCACCCCUUAAACCCUCUUUCUCUCUCUUCCCCAAAUCAAAGCCUUACUCUCUCCUCACCGCCCUCGCCUCCGCCUCCUCCUCCCACCCAAAACGACGCCGUCCCAUUCCCUACAGGUCUCCAGGACCCAGAAGCAAAAGCACGCUCAGACACCGAGACAAAGCAAUGGAGGAUAAGACCGAGUCCGUUUCGUUCAACAAGAGAAGAGCGGAGGGUCACGACAAGAAUGAAAGACCCAAGAAGAAUCUCCAGAGGAAAGUCCGAGCUCUCAAUCCUACCAAUACCAUAGCUUAUGUCCAGUUUCUAGGGACUGGAAUGGAUACUCUGGAUACAUCUCCUUCAGUGUUGCUAUUCUUUGACAAGCAAAGAUUUAUUUUCAAUGCUGGAGAGGGAUUGCAAAGGUUCUGCACAGAGCAUAAGAUUAAGUUGUCAAAGAUAGAUCACAUAUUUCUCUCUCGUGUCUGCUCAGAGACUGCCGGUGGAAUUCCAGGUUUGCUGUUGACUUUGGCUGGCAUGGGUGAAGAAGGAAUGUCUGUUAAUGUGUGGGGUCCAUCAGAUCUGAAGUAUUUGGUUGAUGCCAUGAAGUGUUUCAUUCCAAAUGCUGCCAUGGUUCACACUAGGAGCUUUGGGCCCACACAUGGUUCUGUGGGGGGUCCUAUGGCUGAUGAAACUCAGUUUACAGAUCCCAUUGUUCUUGUUGACGACGAAGUUGUCAAAUUAUCAGCCAUUCUUCUACGACCAAGUUUCUUGGAAGGGUCUCAUCUGCCGAAUGGAGUACCCAUCAUGCAGAAUCCUAGAGAAAAGGUCAUUGAUGAUAGUAUGGAUCAUGCUUCAGAACCCAUUAGUCCAAAUGGCAGAAGUAUGCUUACUGGAAAGCCUGGUGACAUGUCUGUAAUCUAUGUCUGUGAAUUACCUGACAUCAAAGGGAAAUUUGACCCUGCGAAAGCGGUGGCUUUAGGUCUUAGACCAGGGUCAAAAUAUCGGGAUCUGCAACUUGGAAACUCAGUGAAGUCAGAUUACCAGAACAUCAUGGUUCAUCCAAGUGAUGUAAUGGGGCCCUCUGUUCCUGGUCCUAUUGUACUCCUCGUCGACUGCCCAACUGAAUCUCAUUUGCAGGAGUUGUUAUCCGUACAAUGUCUCAGUAGUUAUUAUGCAGAUUCCUCAGGCCCACCUGAGAAUGCUAAGGUUGUCACUUGUGUGAUUCAUUUGAGUCCUGCAUCUUUAAUAAGCAGUUCUAAUUACCAGAGCUGGAUGAAAAGAUUUGGUUCAGCCCAACAUAUCAUGGCUGGACAUGAAAGGAAGAAUGUGGAGAUUCCAAUUCUAAAGUCAAGUGCAAGAAUUGCAGCUCGACUCAACUAUCUAUGUCCACAGUUCUUUCCAGCUCCAGGUUUCUGGUCUCUUCAGCAGAGUGAUUGCUUAGCACCAGAGUCCACUGCUUCUAGUGAGGGUUCUGUUUGUGAAAGCAUUUCUGCUGAAAACCUCCUCAAGUUCACUUUGCGGCCAUAUGCUCAUCUUGGAUUAGAUCGGUCUGUUAUUCCAAGUAAGGUGGCUGCCGCAGAUGUUAUUCAUGACUUGCUUUCAGAGAAUCCAGAGGUUGUAGAUGCUGCCCAAUGUGUUAGCCAGUUCUGGCGUCAGUCCACAGAAACAAGGGAAGAGGUAAAUUUUGUGCAAGAAGAUACAGUAAUGGUUGAGGAGCCAUGGUUUAGUGAGAAUACACUUCCUAGUUGCUUGGAGAAUAUAAGGAGGGAUGAUUUGGAGAUAGUUCUUCUAGGAACUGGAUCUUCUCAGCCAUCUAAAUAUCGCAAUGUCAGUGCUAUCCAUAUCAACCUUUUCUCCAAUGGAGGUUUGCUUUUAGAUUGUGGCGAAGGAACCCUAGGACAGCUGAAAAGAAGAUAUGGUGUAGAGGGUGCUGAUAAUGCUGUGAGAGGUCUUCGAUGUAUAUGGAUUUCUCAUAUUCAUGCUGAUCACCAUACGGGAUUGGCAAGAAUACUUGCUCUGCGACGUACUUUGUUGAAGGGAGUGCCUCAUGAACCACUACUUGUAGUUGGACCAAGACAGCUAAAGAGAUAUUUGGAUGCAUACCAAAGACUUGAAGAUUUAGAUAUGCAGUUCCUUGAUUGUAAGCACACCACAGAAGCGUCUUUAAAUGCUUUUGAGGGUGCUACUGAAUCAAAUAAACGUCACUCCUCUCCUGGAAAAGAUAGGCAACAGAAAGUUGAUUCUACUCUAUUUGCUAAAGGAUCUCGUAUGGAGAGCUAUUGGAAGAGACCUAAUAGUCCAGUUGACGAUGGUGUGGUUUUUCCAAUUCUAAAGAGUUUGCAAAAAUUGCUUAGCGAAGCUGGACUGGAAGCCUUGAUUAGUGUUCCUGUCAUGCACUGCCCACAGGCAUUUGGUGUUGUCUUGAAGGCUUCAGAGAGAAUGAAUAGUGUUGGAAAAGUGAUACCAGGGUGGAAGCUUGUGUACUCUGGUGAUACUAGGCCCUGCCCGGCACUUACAGAAGCAUCUCGUGGUGCAACAAUUCUUAUACAUGAGGCAACGUUCGAGGAUGGCAUGGUGGAUGAGGCCAUAGCAAGAAACCACAGCACAACCAAGGAAGCCAUAGAAGUAGGGAACUCUGCAGGUGUUUAUCGCAUCAUCCUUACCCACUUCAGCCAGCGAUACCCAAAAAUCCCAGUAUUUGACGAGACACACAUGCAUAAGACAUGCAUUGCAUUUGACCUGAUGAGUAUUAACAUAGCUGAUUUGCCAGUUCUACCAAAAGUACUUCCAUACUUGAAAAUGCUCUUUAAAAACGAGAUGAUAGUCGAUGAAUCAGAUGAGAUGUUCGAUGCUGCAAGUGUUGCUUCUUAGUAACAAUUAUUCGAUUUUCUUUUUCCUUGUAAUUCCCCAUCAAUUUUGUAAUCCUUAGUAUUUUUCCUAUAACAUUCUUGUAAUCUGUGUAUAUCAUUCAAUUUUGAGAGAGCACUUCUCAACCAAGGUCUUUUCUUUGAAUGAUUAUGGAGUUAUUAGUCGUAUGUGUAAGAAACUGAGAUGAAAUGUAAAUUCCAGUCUGUUACCUACACAA